Micropterus salmoides (largemouth bass) is the source of this 915-nucleotide messenger RNA. RefSeq names its product cystatin-like. Lineage: Eukaryota; Metazoa; Chordata; Actinopteri; Centrarchiformes; Centrarchidae. The record is from RefSeq and is a predicted model, not a curated record. The transcript has 4 exons. Gene Ontology annotation, molecular function: cysteine-type endopeptidase inhibitor activity. Bases 110 to 523 code for a protein of 137 amino acids.
CUGAGUAUAAAGGAACGAGCAGGAGAGUUUGUUCCUGUGAACAGAGCUGAUCUGUGUUCAGAGCAUCGAGGCCUCACACCAAACAGACGAGAACUCACAGACAGAGUGCAUGAUGGGACUGAAGACGCUGCUGCUCGUCUCUCUGCUCGGCAUUCUGGUGCUGGGGGUGGUGAGCCGUUCUACCGUCCUAGUACCUGGAGCUCCAUUCCCCAUCAACAACAAUGACCCCGGCCUCCAGAAGGCCCUCGUCGUCGCCAUCAACCACUACAACACCAAAUCAAAUGACGCCUUCCUCUACAGAAUCUCCUCCAUCAAGAAGGCAGAGAGUCAGUUGGUUGCAGGGACUUUGUACAUCGUGGAUUUGGUGAUUUCCAGGACCGUCUGCCGUAAACCCCCCAGCGACCAAAAUCUGUCCAAAUGCAACUUUCAGGCUCCUCGCAAGACGCUUCAGUGUCACGUUAAGGUUUUGGUGGUUCCCUGGCUGAAACAGACCACAACUCUGGAGUUCAGCUGUAAAGCCUGAAACCAGCAGCUGCCUCCACCUUCUUCAUCAUCAUCCUCCUCCCUGAUGGAGUUCACUGUGAUGGUGUCGUCGGCUCCACCUGCAGCUCAUCAUCUGUAACACUAAACCUUUCUCACAAGUUUUCCUGCUGAUUUAUUUCUGUAUUUACGUGUAGUGAAGCAGAAACUGUGCUGUCUGUAAUCUUUGGUUGUGCUGAGUGCAGACGAGGCCACCUGCUGGUCAGGAGGAUGUACAGCAGCAGGUGGCCUGUCCUACAACACACACACACAAAUAAAUUCAAUCAAUCAAUCAUUCAACCAAUCAAAACUGAGUUCAGACCAGAAUGAAACUUUGAUUCUUAAUUUUAAUUUCUAUCACUGUAAAUUUAUAAUAAUAAAAACACUGCAAACCAA